UCAUUAUCAAAGCCAAGGUUUGAUCUUUGAAUAGGAUUGGGUCAAAAAAUGAGGCUGGUGGUGGAAGUCAUUGAAGCAAGAAACAUACCGGCAAUGGAUUUAAACGGCUUCAGUGAUCCGUACGUGAAGCUUCAGCUAGGAAAACAGAGGUACAAGACCAAAGUGGUGAAGAAGUCGUUGAACCCAAGUUGGGGUGAGGAAUUCAUUUUCAAGAUGGAGGAUUUGAAGGGGAAGCUUCUCGUUUCUGUGUUGGACGAGGAUAAGCUCUUCAAUGAUGAUUUCGUUGGCCACCUUAAACUCCCUGUUUCCCGGGUUUUUGAAGCUCCCCAAAACUCUCUCGGCUCUGCUUGGUAUCCCCUCAAACCCAGGAACAAAAAACCCAAGAACAAGGAUUUGGGUGAAAUACUUCUAAAUAUCUAUUUUCGUCAAAAUGAUUCUUCCAAGGAAAUGAGUUGUAACAGUGAUGAUGAUGCAUCAUCAUCAAACUACACUUCUCCUUUGAGAAAAGGAAAUAUUAUGUCUUCCAAGGAAAGGAAAUCAUCAAUAUCAUUAACACAAAAAUCCCUACCAGCUCGAAUUGCUCCUCCUUUAAGAGAAGAAGAUGGUGUGUCUUUCAAACAAGAAAGAUCAAUAUCAUUAUCACAAAAAUCCCUAGCAGGUCGAAUUGCUCAAAUCUUUAAUAAAAAUUCCGACGUUGUUGUGACUACCUCCACUAACACUACUGAUUCGAAGGAGAUGCCUGAACAUUUAAAGGCUGAUGCUUUUGACGACAAGUCUGAGGCUCAGUCAUCCUCUGUUUCAUUUGAGGAAGCAAUGAAAACAAUGGAAUCUAGGGAUCAGGGGAGUGAAAUGCCUAGCAAUUUACCUGGAGGAAUCCUUGUGGAUGAAUCAUAUGUGAUCUCACCAUUAGAGCUAAACUCUCGACUUUUUUCACCUGAUUCCAGUUUCCCUACGUCAUUAGCAGAGGCGCAGGGAUCAACAGAUCUACAGUUCGGGCCUUGGAAAUUUGACAAUGGUGAUCCCAGCUUGAAAAGAGUUUAUUGUUACAUCAAGGCAGCAACCAAAUUUAUUAAGGCUACAAAAGCCACCGAGGAGCAAAUGUAUCUAAGAGCUGAUGGGAAGUCUUUUGCUGUUCUAGCAGUUGUGAGCACUCCCGAUGUUCCGUAUGGGAGCACCUUCAAAACUGAAUUGCUGUAUUGUAUCACUCCUGGACCUGAGCUUCCGUCUGGAGAACAGUCUUCACAUUUGGUUAUUUCUUGGCGAAUGAACUUCAUACAGAGCACGAUGAUGAAAAGUAUGAUAGAAAAUGGAGCUCGACAGGGUCUAAAGGAAGGCUUUGAGCAUUUCACUACUUUACUAGCUCAGUCCAUUAAACCAGUUGAAUCAAAAGAUAUUGGGUUAAACAAAGAACAGAUUUUGGGAUCAUUACAAGCUGAACCCGUGUCAGGUAGGAAAUUGGCAGUCCAAUACUUUGCUAAUUUUACCACGGCUUCCACAAUUUUUAUGGCAUUGUAUGUAAUAGUUCAUAUCUGGCUGGCUUCACCUGGUACAAUUCAAGGACUAGAGUUUGUUGGGCUUGACUUACCCGAUUCAAUUGGUGAAUUCAUUGUGUGUGGUGUUCUGAUUCUUCAAGGUGAAAGGGUGAUGCAGUUAAUCUCACGCUUCAUGCAGGCUAGAGCUCAAAAAGGAAGUGAUCAUGGAGUGAAAGCACAAGGAGAUGGAUGGUUACUAACAGUUGCCUUGAUCGAGGGAAGCAAUUUAGCAGCUGUAGAUUCAAGUGGGCUCUGUGACCCAUAUGUGGUGUUCACUUGCAAUGGGAAAAGUAGAACCAGCUCAAUCAAGUUCCAGAAAUCUAGUCCCCAGUGGAAUGAAAGAUUUGAAUUUGAUGCAAUGGAAGAGCCUCCUUCCGUACUGGAUGUUGAAGUAUUUGAUUUUGAUGGACCUUUCGAUGAUGCUACAUCUUUGGGACAGGCCGAGGUUAAUUUUUUAAAAACUAACAUAGCAGAUCUAGCUGAUGUGUGGAUUCCUCUGCAAGGUAAGUUGGCUAUGGCAUGUCAGUCUAAACUGCACUUGAGAAUUUUCUUGAACAACACAAAAGGUGGAUACGUGGUUAAAGAGUACUUGAGUAAGAUGGAGAAAGAAGUGGGGAAGAAGAUAAAUCUGAGGUCUCCUCAAACGAAUUUAGCCUUUCAAAAACUCUAUGGGCUUCCACCAGAAGAAUUUCUCAUCAAUGACUUUACCUGUCACCUGAAAAGGAAAAUGCCUCUUCAGGGCCGCCUGUUUCUAUCAGCAAGAAUUAUUGGGUUUCAUGCUAACAUAUUUGGGCACAAGACAAAGUUCUUCUUCCUUUGGGAAGACAUCGACGGAAUUCUAGUUUCUCCUCCUACGUUGGCAUCAAUGGGCAGUCCAAUUAUCGUAAUAACUCUCCGUCUCGGAAGAGGGAUGGAUGCGAGACAUGGUGCAAGGACACAAGAUGGCGAAGGAAGGCUGAAGUUCCAUUUCCAGUCUUUUGUAUCUUUCAAUGUAGCUCAUAGGACAAUCAUGGCCCUGUGGAAAGCCAGGUCCUUGAGCCCAGAGCAGAAAGUGCGAAUAUUUGAAGAAGAGUCUGAAACCAAAUGUCUCCAAAAUGAAGAGAGUGGAUCCUUCUUAGGCGUUGAGGAUGUCAGCAUGUCUGAGAUUUUUUCAGUUACACUUACUGUUCCUAUUAGUACAGUCAUGGAGAUAUUCAGUGGUGGUGAAACAGAUCGUAAAGCUAUGGAGAGAGCUGGUUGCCUGAACUUGUCUUGUAGUCAAUGGGAUUCAGAAGGUGCUGAUGUAUACGAGCGGCAAAUUUAUUACAGAUUUGAUAAGCGUGUGUCCCGAUUUAGAGGAGAGGUGACUAGUACUCAGCAGAAAUCCCCACUUCCCGAUAUGAAGGGUUGGCUUAUUGAAGAAGUUAUGACUCUUCAUGCUGUUCCACUUGGUGACUAUUACAAUCUUCACGUUAGAUACCAGAUCGAGGAUUUAAAAGCAAAUGGAUGUCAGGUGCGAGUGUUAGCUGGAGUUGCAUGGUUGAAAAGCACAAAGAAUCAGAAAAGGAUUGCCAAAAACAUCCUCUCAAACCUAGAAGGACGCUUGAAGGAGCUUUUUAGAUUUUAGCAUAGAAAGGGUUCACAGAUAAUCUUAGACAUCGCCUUCGGGAAGUUGCUGUAGUCUAUUUGUUCAUUCUUUCUAGUUUGAGAUCUAUCCGGAUUUGCACUAUAGGGGCAAUCAGGGCAAGUAUCUCGAUCAAGUAAACCCCAAAUUUUGCUUGGAAGUGAAUGUGGUGGCCGUGGGCGCGCACCAGGCAAGUUCUUUGGCUUGACUUGGUUUCGGAACCCGGCAGCUUCUGUCUGAUGGUUGUAGAGACCAAAUCCCCUGCCAAAGGUUUAUUUCAUUUAGAGGUCUGUUGUGGCUCCUUUUACCAUUUCUAGACUAGAUGAACAUAUUCUUUGUCGCCAUUUUCAGGAAUCCCCUCAAACUGUAUUUCUGUUGUACUCUGACUGGAAUUGUGAAGAGCAGCUGUUGUUUCUUGACAAACUGCUAUGUAAUCAUAAUUUAACUGCAAAAACAACAUUCAUAUUUGAU
This is a messenger RNA of Hibiscus syriacus, 3606 nucleotides long. RefSeq names its product C2 and GRAM domain-containing protein At1g03370-like. NCBI's taxonomy places the organism in Eukaryota, Viridiplantae, Streptophyta, Magnoliopsida, Malvales, Malvaceae. The record is from RefSeq and is a predicted model, not a curated record. The transcript has 10 exons. The coding region runs from base 49 to 3138 and encodes 1029 amino acids.